UGAAGUUUAGUUGAGCUGUUGUGUGUUUGUGCCUCUGAAUUCAUGCAGUAAAAUGGCAGAAGCCAGGUUUUGUCAGGAUGAGUUGACAUGUCCAGUGUGUCUGGAUCUUCUGAAGGAUCCAGUGACCAUCCAGUGUGGACACAGUUACUGUAAGAGCUGUAUUACAGGCUGCUGGGAUCAGGAGGAUCAGAUGAGAGUCUACAGCUGCCCUCAGUGCAGACAGACCUUCAGUCCAAGACCUGCUUUAGCUACAAGCACCAUGCUGACUGAACUGGUGGAGAAACUGAAGAAGCUUAAACUUCCUGCUGACUGUGAUGCUGGAAAUGGAGAUGUGCAGUGUGACGUCUGUACUGGAACAAAAUACAAAGCCGUCAAGUCCUGUCUGAUGUGUUUGAACUCUUAUUGUCAGAAUCACCUUGAGGAACAUGAGAGUUGGUUUAAAGGAAAGAGACACAAUCUGACUGAUGCCACUGGACGACUGCAGGAGAUGAUCUGCCAGAAACAUGAGAAGCUCCUUGAGGUUUUCUGUCGCACUGACCAGAAAUGUAUAUGUGUGCUGUGUACGAUGGAUGAACAUAAAAACCACGACACUGUAUCAGCUGCAGCACAGAGGACAGAGAAACAGAAGCAGCUGAAGGAGACGCAGAAGACGUUCCAGCAGAGAAUCCAGCAGAGAGAGAAAGAUCUUCAGCAGCUGAGAGAGGUUGUGGAGUCUCAUAAGCGCUCUGCACAGACAGCAGUGGAGGACAGUGAGAGGAUCUUUACUGAGCUCAUCCGCUCCAUUGAGAGAAGCCGCUCUGAGCUGAUACGACUGAUCAGAGAUCAGGAAAAGCGAGCGGUGAGUCGAGCUGAAGGACGACUGGAGCGACUGGAGCAGGAGAUCAAUGAUCUGAGGAGGAGAGACGCUGAGCUGGAGCAGCUUUCACACACACAGGAUCACAUCCAGUUCCUGCAGAGUUUCCAGUCUCUCUCAGCACCUCCUGAAUUUAUAAAUGUAAAUGCCAAUCCCUUCAAUUCUCUUAUCUCUUUUGAUGGUCUGAGAGAAUCUGUCGAUCAGCUGAGAAACAAACUGGAGGAUUUCUGCAAAGAGGAGCUCAAGAAGAUCUCAGACAGAGUCACAUUCACCAACAUUGUUCCCAGAACCAGGAACGACUUCCUACAAUAUUCCCAUCAGCUCACUCCGGAUCUGAACACAGCAUAUAAACGCCUCCUUCUGUCUAAGAGAAACAGAGUGAUUACUUACACUGGCACAGAUCAGUUGUAUCCUGAUCAUCCAGACAGAUUUGAUUAUUUUCUUCAGGUGUUGUGUAGAGAGAGUGUGUGUGGACGCUGUUACUGGGAGCUGGAGUGGAGUGGAGAUAAAGGUGUGCGUAUAUCAGUGUCAUAUAAGAGCAUCAGCAGAAAGGGACGGGGUAAUGAGUGUUUGUUUGGAUGUAAUGAUCAGUCUUGGAGUUUGAUCUGUUCUCCCUCCAGUUACUCAUUCUGGCACAAAAACAUACAGACUGAUCUCCCUGUAAAAUCCAUCAGCAGUAGAAUAGGAGUGUUUGUGGAUCACAGUGCAGGAACUCUGUCCUUCUACAGCGUCUCUGACACAAUGAGCCUCAUCCACACAGUCCAGACCACAUUCACUCAGCCGCUCUAUCCUGGGUUUUUGGUUGGUUUUGGAUCAUCAGUGAAACUGUGUUGAUGAAUCAGAAUAUAUUGAGAGAUAAGAGAUUCCACCCAUAAUGCUUUGAGCUGCAUGAUAAAUCAGUAACAGUGAGAUGUUACAGAGUCUCUUCUUUUCUCUGCAUUUUAUAAAUACUGCAAUGAAUUACUGAAAUAAAUUUGUAUUAUUAUUUUCAGUAGUCGCCUCACUGGCUGGAGUAGCAGGUCAUUUGCUCUGUUAGCAGUGCUGUGCAGUAACUGAUUACAUGUAAUCUGGAUUCCAAAUAUUUAGUACUUGUAAUUGGACCAUAUUGCAUUUUAAAAUGCUCAUAAUCAGAUUACAGUUACUUUUUUCAUCACCUACAUUAUUACAUAUUAUUCACACAAUAGCAAUAAAUUAAUAAUUUAUUGAUUGUCCCUAAUUACUUAAAUGUUUUUUUUUAAAUUGUAUUAAUUUUAAUAAAAAAAAAGGCCUAAUUA
This is a messenger RNA of Labeo rohita (rohu), 2127 nucleotides long. RefSeq names its product tripartite motif-containing protein 16-like. Lineage: Eukaryota; Metazoa; Chordata; Actinopteri; Cypriniformes; Cyprinidae. The transcript is spliced from 6 exons. The coding region runs from base 53 to 1687 and encodes 544 amino acids. Gene Ontology annotation, molecular function: protein binding; zinc ion binding. The record is from RefSeq and is a predicted model, not a curated record.